AUGGAACAGUCGCAGAAUGGAUCUAACCUGACUGGGAACUUUACAAACCAGUUUGUUCAACCUGCGUGGCGAGUUGCUCUGUGGUCGGUCGCGUAUAGCGCCAUUCUGGCUGUUGCAGUAUUUGGAAAUUUGAUCGUGAUAUGGAUCAUCCUGGCACACAAGCGAAUGCGAACAGUAACAAAUUAUUUCCUCCUUAAUUUGGCAUUCUCUGACGCCUCAAUGGCCGCCUUUAAUACUCUGAUUAAUUUUAUCUAUGCGACUAAUGCUGACUGGUAUUUCGGAGAAUCCUACUGCAAAUUUCACAACUUUUUCCCUGUCACCUCUGUGUUUGCCAGCAUCUAUUCCAUGACUGCCAUAGCCGUUGACAGGUACAUGGCCAUAAUUCAUCCUCUGAAGCCCAGAUUAUCAGCCACAGCCACUAAAGUGGUGAUAGUGUGUGUGUGGGUGAUGGCUGUGGUGUUGGCUUUCCCGCUUUGCUACUACUCCACCACCAAAGAACUUCGCACCCGGACCAUUUGCUAUGUGGCCUGGCCCCGCUCUGAAAAGGACCCGAUCAGGUACCAUAUCAUAGUGGCUGUGUUGGUGUAUUUACUGCCCCUAGUGGUGAUGGGCAUCACCUACACCAUAGUCGGAGUGACGCUGUGGGGAGGCGAGAUCCCAGGAGACUCAUCAGACAAUUACCACGGCCAACUCCGCGCCAAGCGGAAAGUCGUGAAGAUGAUGAUCAUCGUCGUGGUAACCUUUGCUAUCUGCUGGCUGCCGUACCAUGUGUACUUCUUGGUCACAGGAUUCAAUAUGCAGUUGAACCGUUGGAUUUACAUCCAACAGGUCUAUCUGUCAGUCAUGUGGCUCGCGAUGAGUUCCACCAUGUAUAAUCCAAUCAUCUACUGCUGCCUCAACAGUAGGUUUCGGGCUGGGUUCAAACGGGCCUUCAGCUGGUGCCCGUUCGUUCAGCUGUCCAGCUACGAGGAGCUGGAGCUGCGGGCCACGCGCCUUCACGGCGCCCGUCAGAGCAGCAUGUGCACCCUGUCUCGCAUGGAGACCAGCGUCUUGGCUAUGGAUCCGUCCGACUCCGGGCGCCCAGGCCAGGCCCGCAAGGCCCUCCUCACCCGUCAGGUCCAACACAACGGAUGCUCUGGAGCGAACGGUACCAAAAGCAGGGCCGUCACCUACACCGCCCCCUGCGCCACACAGGAGGAGUUUAGCUAA
Chanos chanos (milkfish) is the source of this 1209-nucleotide messenger RNA. It is a transcript of the gene tacr3a, whose product is annotated as tachykinin receptor 3a. The coding region runs from base 1 to 1209 and encodes 402 amino acids. Lineage: Eukaryota; Metazoa; Chordata; Actinopteri; Gonorynchiformes; Chanidae. Gene Ontology annotation, molecular function: tachykinin receptor activity. The record is from RefSeq and is a predicted model, not a curated record. The transcript is spliced from 5 exons. Gene Ontology annotation, biological process: positive regulation of flagellated sperm motility; G protein-coupled receptor signaling pathway. Gene Ontology annotation, cellular component: plasma membrane; sperm midpiece.